AUGGAGUCUUUGUCCUGUUCGAUUUGUGGGAAAUUUAUGUCAGCUUUCGAUAAUUAUGUGAGACACUUGCGUCGUAAUCACGGAGAUAUCGGAGCCCAAACAGCAUCGGCCCUAGUGAAAGAGACAAAGGAAGCAAGAAUGGCAUUGAAGCAGUACCAGUGCGAUUUGUGUAACUUCAGGGGCUCGUCAAAAGAUGCCGUGAGAAUGCAUAAAGCUAGGAAUCAUAGGCAGGCUCUCGCUCCACUUACAAAUUUAAACGCAGAUGCAACCAGCCAGAAGCAGGGUUUGGCAUGCCCCCGAUGCCUCGCAAAUACUCGCGAUACAAGAAGCCUCAUCGAACAUGCUCGUUUGGAGCAUGAGUUUCAAGGCGACAUUGUGACCCGAGUGUUCGAUAACCAUGCAGACUUCAAGGUUUGGAAAGAGAUGCACGAGCGCCUCACUGUCACAUCGUGGUCAUGUUACGCUACCCUCCCAAAAAAUGGCUCUAAGACCAAAUAUUACAAGUGCUUCCGAUCACGCAAGAGAAAGGCCGCGAAAGCCACAAAGAGAAGAGGCCACUCUAAAGCAAUUCAGACGGCAUGCACAGCAUUUUUGAAAGUGACUUUUAAGUUGGCAAAGUUCAGACAAGCUACAGUUGAAAAUGAAGCUGUUGGGACAAUCGAAGUUGAGUAUUGUGACAAGCACCUUGGACAUACUAUUAGUGGUGCUCUACUACCCUUGUCUAAUAGCGAUCGGAGAGAAAUCAGUCAGCUGCUCAGGAAAAGUUCUCUGUCCCUAGUGUCACAAGAGCCAUUCGUAUGGACCACUCCUCACCAUAUGAACGCCUAUACUGGGUCACAUCCACGGACGUUAGAAACGUAUUAG
Cooperia oncophora is the source of this 864-nucleotide messenger RNA. Lineage: Eukaryota; Metazoa; Nematoda; Chromadorea; Rhabditida; Trichostrongylidae. The record is from the annotation of a GenBank genome assembly.